UGGAUGUUCCAACAACAAAGUCGACCAAAAACUUCAAAACAUUCGAGAUUCAUAAAUCCCAUAUGACCUAAGAUGCUGAUCUCAGGGUUUUUGGUUGUUGGUCUACUUGGCUUGGCAGAAUCAUAUACGAAGUAUGGAAGAAGCUGUAAGGACAUCGGGUGUCCCAGUAGUCAGACUUGUGUCAUGGAAACAGACCCCUGCAGCUAUUACCAACGACAAGGUGAAUGUGGAUCUUAUCCAACGUGCAAAAGAAUGAGCUCUGACACAGCAAGAACAUGCGCCACAUAUGUUUGCCCCCCUACAAAAGUAUGUAAAAUGGAUGACAACACACCGAAGUGUGUAGACGAUCACAGCAAAGUGGGCCUGGUAGCCUACGACACCCAAAGCCAGAACACGCUUGGGCAACAAGGCGGCUCCCACCCCAACCAGGGCAGCCACGUCGGCCAGGGAAGCCAGGGUAACCUCUACCCUGGCCUACCCGCCAGGGGAGAAACCACGCCCAGACCGAACAUCUACAGGCAGCCAGCGCAGGGCGGUGGUGGAUACCAGGGCGGCCAGAUAGGGUCAGGGUACCCUGGCCAGGGUGGUCAGAUGGGGUCAGGGUACCAGGGCGGGCAGAUCGGGUCAGGGUAUCCUGGCCAGGGUGGCAGGUAUCCUCAGCAAGGGUACGGACAACAGGGGUAUGGAGGUUAUCCAGGUGGGUAUCAAGGCCAGGGGUAUCAGCCCUACUCUGGCCAGGCGGGCUAUCAGCUGCCCCCGCAGGGCGGUUAUCAGCCCCAGGGCGGUUAUCAGCCGCCCCAGGGAGGCUAUAGACCGCCCCAAGGAAACACCAACCAGUACGGGCAAAAAUCUUCAGGAACUUCUUUCACUGACCAGAUCACGAAUUCCUUGAAAACAAUAGGUACAGACUAUCUGAAGAAUGCUUUGGCUAAAGCUCUUUCAGGGCGAAAUUAAAAAAAUAUAUUCUACAGUAUACAGGGUGUUUUGGAUUUAAGUGUAGUACGUCCCAGAUAACACAAUGAUGUCCCAUGCAAAUGCACCUCCAUGUCUGGACACCAUGGACAUCCAUUGGCUAUACAGUGUGUCCAGUUUUCGAUGCUUUUGCCUGAUAUCUCAGUUAUCUUUGGAGAUAGAACCUUGCGGUUUUCGCGGUCCUGUGCCACUUUUUUGUGAAUCUCAAGAUGGCCUAAUCAGAUUUUGCAAGACUGUUUCCGUUUAU
Messenger RNA from Phaedon cochleariae (mustard beetle), 1219 nucleotides. NCBI's taxonomy places the organism in Eukaryota, Metazoa, Arthropoda, Insecta, Coleoptera, Chrysomelidae. The record is from the annotation of a GenBank genome assembly.